AUGGAGCCAUCCCCAUCUACUUUGGGCGAUUUUUCGCUGGAAUUUCAAUUCGAUCCCCGCUCCGACAUGAGUUCAUCGGCGAACGCUUUAUCGUUCAGCUCCGGCAUACUCCCCGCCGUGUACUAUCGAGCCGAUGUGGAAAUUGCCGAUCAGAUAGCGACGUUUGCUUUUAACCAUGUGAGUAGCAGAGGCUGGCGUUAUGGACUGUCCAUGUCGGUGACCAUGGAAACGAUUCAUCAUGUGAUUGAUGAACGGAGAGAUGAUGAUUUGUUAGAUAGUAGCGAGGAUUUGAGUGAUGAUUAUGAAGAGGUGGGUGAUCUUUUGUUGGAUGAGGAUGAGAUGAUGAUUGAAGAAGAAGGCUCUGAGGAAGUGAUGAAUGGGAAGAAUUACGGGGACACCGCCUUAGGUAGUACGUUGAGGAGUGAAGAAGUUGGUGGGCAUGAAGAGGAGGGCGAGUGUUGUUGCAUAUGCUUGGAAGGGUUUAGAAGAGGGAGAGGGGUGGUGAUCGCUUCAUUGUCUCCCUGUUCGCAUAGGUUUCACUAUACUUGCAUUGCUCGAUGGCUGGACAACAAACCAACAUGUCCUAUUUGCCGUAGAAGAUUUAUCGGCAUGUGUAUUUCAUAA
Messenger RNA from Ipomoea nil (Japanese morning glory), 624 nucleotides. Its product is annotated as probable E3 ubiquitin-protein ligase HIP1. Bases 1 to 624 code for a protein of 207 amino acids. NCBI's taxonomy places the organism in Eukaryota, Viridiplantae, Streptophyta, Magnoliopsida, Solanales, Convolvulaceae. The transcript has a single exon. The record is from RefSeq and is a predicted model, not a curated record.